CGGAUCGCCUCAGAGAGAAGCCACGACUUCUGGAGCAGGAUGUCUGAACGGCCGGGCCCUCCGGCCGUGAUCUUGUGCCAAGCGGACUCCCCGAAGCGUGUCCUGGUCUCGGUCAUCAAGACUACCCCGGUCAAGCCGUCCUGUGGAGGCAGCGAGGAUCCCGCCCGUGGGCCGCCGCCUCCGCCGCCCAUCCCCACCAGCCCGGGCUUCAGCGAAUUCAUGGUCUACCCCUGGCGCUGGGGGGAGAACGCUCACAACGAUGGGAUUAGACGUGGUCGUCCAAGAGCAGACACAGUCCGAGAUCUAAUAAAUGAGGGAGAGCACUCUUCUAGCAGGAUACGCUGUAACGUUUGCAACAGAGUCUUCCCACGAGAGAAGUCUUUACAGGCCCACAAAAGAACUCACACUGGUGAAAGGCCUUAUUUGUGUGACUAUCCAGAGUGUGGAAAAGCCUUUGUUCAGAGUGGGCAACUUAAGACACACCAGCGUCUACAUACAGGAGAAAAACCUUUUGUCUGUGCAGAAAAUGGAUGUGUCAGCAGAUUUACACAUGCAAAUCGCCAUUGUUCCAAGCAUCCCUAUGCAAAGCUGAGACGAGAAGAGCCUACAGAUGGACUAAAUAAAACACAAACUGCAGACAACAAAGCUGUUGCUGAAUGGUUGACAAAGUAUUGGGAAAUGAGAGAACAGCGGACUCCUACAUUGAAAAGUAAAGCUACUCAUAAGCCUGAUCAGGAGCAGCAAGAUCCAAUGGAAUAUCUUCAGUCUGAAGAUGAUGAGGAUGAGGAAAAGUUUGCUGCCCAUUUAACCCCCUAUAGCCGCCUUCAAGAACAGCGUGAACGCUUGCACGGGGCACUGGCACUCAUUGAGCUGGCAAACUUAUCUGGAGCCCCACUGCGGCAGUAGUCAUAGAAAAUUGGACCUGCUGAUAAUGAAAAUGUACUGCAUUUUGGUACUUAAACCAGUUAGCUUCUGGGCAUAAGCUAAGCACCUUAUUUGCUUCUAUAGGCUGCUAUAAAGUAGAUCUUAUGAAGAAUGUUGUUACCUCAGAAAAUGGGGUGAGAGAAUUGCACUUUUUUGUAUGGAAAAAGAAAUGUAAAGCUUUUAAAGUAUUUUGUAAAUAGGGGAUUGUAAUGCAGAGUGAGAAAUGUUCAUAUAUUAGAAAGAUAGAUUUGCAAGGUUAGGACUGUGCUUUUAAUCACAGGUACAUGGAAGUAACUCACUGUAAUCAGUCAGAGGUAUCUCUGUGUAAAAGUGUUUAAAAUUAGCAUGCCAGUCAUUCUUUGAAUCAGUUCUCACAGGAAGCACUUUCUGAACUCAUUAGUUGGAAUGAUGGUACACGUGUUCAAAGAAAAGUUGGAUUAACUAGUGAUGCAUCCGUGCUUUUCAAACAUCAAUAUUUUUUUCUAGUAACAUUGACAGAUGCUAGAAUACCUGUCUUAACCUUGUAGCAGUAUAGAGAAGUUGGGUUAUGUUUUGGUUCAGGAUCUUCACUGUGACUGCUGACACAGAGACUGACUUUGCUUUUGUGGUCUGAGAUCUCAGCAGUCUCUUGUUUGAGUAGCACUUGUUGUUCUUAAUAGAAUAUUGGGAACGUUUGCACAUUGUUGGACUUGCCGAUAGCUGAGUGAUUAGUCUUGCAAAAUUUAGGCACCAUAUUAACAACACAUAAGGUAUGGAUUUCUUUUAGAUUUCUUAGACCCUGUAACUAUGGCAUUUACUUUUUGCUCAUAGAGAUAUUUACAGGACCAUUUUGUUUUCUGAUAAAGUAUAUUACAAGAUUCAUUUAGCAAACACUAAAGCAUUGCUUCAGAAGUUUUUCUUGCAGAUAGAUUUUUUUUAUGUAACACCAUAUUGCUUUAUUUGAAACAUACAUGCCAAGGUUGUGUUCACUAACUAUAGCUCAGUCAUUGAUAAAAUGGCAAAAUAUUUGCUGUGUAAUUAGGAAAAUAUACUUCCAGCAGUAGUUGCAAGUGUGAGAUUUAGGAAUUAGCAUUCUUUCCCUGAAUGAGGUUAGAGAAUAGCACUUAGUCUUCUUGAGCACUGAAAAUACAAAUUUAGCAAGACACCAUGUUGUUCUUAAUAGUUUUAAGUAUUUUAUCAUGUGCCAUGCAUGUGCCGUGAUAACUGUCUGAGCAAAAUGACUAGACAGUAAUAUGAUUUCAUAAAGUAAAGGCUACUGAUUGAAAGCAUAUGAACAAUCUCCAUUCAGUAGGGCUCUCAACUCUUUGAGAGGAGGGUUGGACACGGCAGCUCUUGCAGAUGGAAUAUCUAAAUUUACACCUAUGCCUAUAGCAUCAGCUUCCUUUUGGUAUACCUUUCUAAUUAUGUAUUAAUGUUGGCAAACAAGUAGAAAGCAGUUACAAAUUUGAAUCGGAAUUGUCACAUUUCGGCUUGUUAACCUCAAAUGUUUAUUAGCACCUGUCUCCUUAAUGUGCUUCAACUUGGGCCUUUUCACUACAUAAAAAUCUAUUUGAAAUCCUAAGAAAAUAAACUUAAGAACUCUCAAGUAACAGCUUCUGUGCUUUCUGUAACAGCAGUAUGGAAAGACAUUUGCACUUCCUGGAAUCCAGUUGAUAAACCCUAGUAGAAACGAAUUUUGGAGCAUAUCACCUAGUUAUGAGAACAAGGUCUAACUUGUUGAUGCACACAAAUUCCCUCCCUUGUUCAGUGUAUUAUUUACCUGAAUACAUAAUAUGUAUUAAAUACAUAAAUAUUUAAUCAAAAUAUCUUCUGCCUAGCUGUAGGCAAGUCAAGCUGCUUUACCAAUUAUGUAUAAAAUACAUCUUUGGAAUAACUCUGACCAUUUGCGGAAAAUAUUUUGUUUUUAAACAUGGUAGUUCAAGAAUUCUCUGCUUCAUUGAUUAAGCUGUACUUUUGGCAUGAGUUAAAAUGCUGUAAUUCUAAUAAGCUUGAAAUAAAAAGUUGCCUGAA
Molecule: messenger RNA, 2934 nt
Organism: Pogona vitticeps (central bearded dragon)
Lineage: Eukaryota; Metazoa; Chordata; Lepidosauria; Squamata; Agamidae
Source: RefSeq, a predicted model, not a curated record